Molecule: messenger RNA, 1614 nt
Organism: Harpegnathos saltator (Jerdon's jumping ant)
Lineage: Eukaryota; Metazoa; Arthropoda; Insecta; Hymenoptera; Formicidae
Product: receptor-binding cancer antigen expressed on SiSo cells
Exons: 4
Coding region: 365-985 (206 amino acids)
Cellular component (GO): secretory granule
Source: RefSeq, a predicted model, not a curated record
AGCGAUCGAGCGAUACGGUACGCCGCACCAGACGGUGCGGUUGUCGCGAAAGUCUUCUCUAAUCUACAAAUGGCUUUUGGGAACUCUGGUCCGUAGGCGAUAUCAGAGGAAAAAGUGGAAAUCUGCAGGUUAUGUGCGUCAGCAAAGUAGCAGACUGAAAUUUUCUUGUCUUUAUCAAAGAAGUGAAUCGCCCGGGAGAAUCGUGAGACGAUGUGACUCGUGACUAUUCGAGUUAAAAUCCACAAAAUGGAUCGCCAAUCUUACGUUCUCACUCGGUAACCGCGUAAAUAUCCUCUCCGGGGAGAGGUUAGCUCUCCUCCGGUUCGAGGGAGAGAUUAGCUCUCCUUCGCCGACUCGAUCGAAAAUGGCAGUGGAGUUUCUGAUAAAUCGGCUCAAGGCCCUGCUUGUGUUGCUCUUCGGUAUAUUUAAAAGAGCCAUGUGCUGCCUUCGACGUCGAAGAAGAUCGUCCUGCGACUCUGUACCUCUGUCCACGGUUGGCGUAAUACCCAACGUUCUAAAUAAUUCAACGGAAUUAGAACAGUGGGACAAGUGGGAAGAAAAUCCAAUUGUUGUGAUACCUGACAAACCAGUUAACACGAUACAAGCAAAGAUAGAUCAGUAUCGACAGCAAGUCAACAAGCCUCCUGAGACACCCACUGAAGAACAACUCAACUUUUUUGAGGAUAUGACCCCAAAAAUCACUAGACAAACAAAGAUCCUAAUAAAGGAUAAACACAUGGAUGGCUCAUCUCGCAACACUAUAAAGUUCAUAGCUAUGGAUCCUGUUCCAACUAAUGAGUUGGGAGAGUGGGAAGAGAAUGCCGCUGGCUGGGAAGUGGACACUAUAGAGGAAUUUGGUGAUCCUACCAAAGCUCUACGAGAGCAAAAAAGGAGAGAGAGGGAACAACGGCUGAUUGAGCAGCAACAGAAAAGAAUGGAGCGUACAGCAAAACCACCAGUAUUGGGUGCUAAAUUGUGCUCCUGAUGUGAAAUCACAAACACAUGGGAGUUAAUAUCAAAAUACACAAUAACGUACAAUCUAAUGGCAUUCAUACUAGAAAUUCUCCACCCAGAAAUUGGCUCGGUUAUGUUAAUUAUAUCAUAAGUGCAGUAUAUUUACUUUUAAAUAGAACAAUUAACUUGCAUUCUGCAUGUAUUUCAUCAGAAUGCGUAUGUAUGCUCACUUGUGUGUAUCAGUUUCCUUGACGUUUUCAAAGAUAAAUGAAAUAUCGAUUUGUCUGUUUCCAUAAAAAGUAUAAUAUUUGUAAACAUUCCAUGUGAAUCUUGUACAGUAUCGAGUGUGAUAUGUUUUAGCUUUUACACAAGACAGAAUAACUGUUUUGCAAAUUUUGUAAUAAGUCGACGCGAUAAGUCGAACCGAGUAAACUUCGUCUUAUAUCACGAAUGUCUGUAAUAAUCUUGACGAAUUUGUAAUCUUUGUGCUAGUGAAAUUUGCCAAAAGCUGAUCUUGCAGAGGAAAGAAAGAUGUUAGUAUAUUUUAAACUGUUAGAUUUUUCCAUGGUUUUGGUUAAUCAUGUAUGAUUAUAAAGUAACGGUGAUCAUGGAUUUUUAAGUGGAUUUCAUAAUAAAGUGUAAUUAUGUUUAGACUGAAAA